GAAGCUGCCGGGCGCCUUCCUCUUGCAUCUCGGCUGCCGCUCGCUCCUGUUCCCGCGCCCGCUUUGCACAUCCUCCCUCCGCUCGCGCGGUCCCGCUGCCGCUCGGUGCUCCCCGGCGCCGCUCGGGCCGAAAGGUUUUAAAAUGGAACAUUUUGAUGCGUCACUCAGUACCUAUUUCAAAGCAUUGCUAGGCCCCCGAGAUGCAAGAGUGAAAGGAUGGUUUCUCCUGGACAAUUACAUACCCACAUUUGUCUGCUCUGUCAUUUAUUUACUAAUUGUAUGGCUGGGACCAAAAUACAUGAAGAAUAAGCAGCCAUUCUCUUGCCGGGGAAUUCUAGUGGUUUAUAACCUGGGACUCACCUUGCUGUCUCUCUAUAUGUUCUAUGAGUUGGUGACGGGUGUAUGGGAAGGCAGAUACAACUUCUUCUGUCAAGGGACACGGAGCGCGGGAGAAUCAGAUAUGAAGAUCAUCCGCGUCCUCUGGUGGUACUACUUUUCCAAACUCAUAGAAUUCAUGGAUACCUUCUUCUUCAUCCUUCGCAAGAAUAACCACCAGAUCACAGUCCUGCAUGUCUACCACCAUGCUUCCAUGUUCAACAUCUGGUGGUUUGUGAUGAACUGGGUUCCCUGCGGCCAUUCUUAUUUUGGUGCAACCCUCAACAGCUUCAUCCACGUCCUCAUGUAUUCCUACUAUGGCCUGUCCUCGGUCCCUUCCAUGCGUCCCUAUCUCUGGUGGAAAAAGUACAUCACUCAAGGGCAGCUGGUCCAGUUUGUGCUGACAAUCAUCCAGACCAGCUGUGGCGUCAUCUGGCCUUGUUCCUUCCCCCUCGGGUGGUUGUAUUUCCAGAUUGGAUACAUGAUUUCCCUGAUUGCUCUGUUCACUAACUUUUACAUUCAGACUUACAACAAGAAAGGGGCCUCUCGGAGGAAAGAGCACCUGAAGGGUCACCAGAACGGCUCCAUGACCGCUGUCAACGGGCACACCAACCGCUUCCCCUCCCUGGAAAACAAUGUGAAGCCCAGGAAGCAGCGGAAGGAUUGACAAGGCGGAGCCAAAGCCUCCGGACCACGGCGUGUGAUUGUAAGCACAGUAUAAGUUGUGCCCCGACGCUUGUAACAGCUGCUGUCACUAGUCUGGCCGACGUAGUGUGACUUAUGUAGGACCUUCUUCAUCAGUUCCAAACCCCUAGACCAUGUAUACAGAUUAUACAAGUAGGCAUACGAUUUUCUCACAUUUCUGGGCUCUCCUCGACCCCCGCGCUAGACUGUGGAAAGGGAAUGUUAUUGUAGAAUACGACACUGCUGUUGCCUUAUUAGUUCUAACACGAUAGGUGCUGAAUUGUGGUUCACAAUUUAAAACACUGUAAUCCAAACUCUUUUUUUUUUUUUUAACUGUAGACCAUGCAUGUGAUUGUAAAUGUAAAUUUGUACAAUGUUGUUAACAGUAGAGAAACACACAUGCCUUAAGACUUAAAAAGCAGGGCCCAAAGCUUGUUAGUUUAAUUAGGGUAUGUUUCAACUUUGUAUUCAUUUGUAACAGCUCUGUUUAGAAGAAUCAGAUAUGUGACUUAUGAAACUAAAUGUGUGAUGUGUAACUUCAAGUGACUCGGAGAUGGGAAAUCUGGCGGCACCUUUGGUUUUUAUAAUGCCGGCUCUUCAUAAGCAGGCUCAAGUCUAGUGGAACAGUCAGUUUAACUUUUUAACAGAUCUUAUUUUUUUAUUUUGAGUGCCACUAUCGAUGUGUUUCAAGAGGUGGGGGAAAGGGUCCAAAGCAGUCGGGAGACGCUUGCAUAUCUUCUUAGCCCCCCCGCCCGGAGUCUAGGGCGACUGUAGGGUGAGGAGGCCACUUUUCAUUUCUGAAGUGCUUGAUGUUUUUUAUACAGGAGACAAAAAGUCCGUUCUACUUCCCGCCACUUUGAGAGAGGAGAAAUACCUUUUAGGAAAGGUGAUGAGACACUUACCAUGUGACAGUCACAUAGACCAGCGAUGGGGAACUGGUUGCCUGGGUCCAAAUUUUUUUAUUGCUUUCUGUAGUGCUAUUUUGACAUAUACUUCUUUUUAAAAUGUGCCUAAUUUACCAAACCUUACCAAGAGACCAGGAAGCACCUUAAGCAUUUUGAGGUAAAAUUAAAGAGGUUGCUAGAGCAUAAAGGAACCGGACAUUUGGGGAGUGAUCGCUUUAUUCAGUGUAAAUCACGGCAGCAUCUGUAAUUCUUUUCUGCUUAGCGUCUAAGGAUUGUUUUAAAGCGCUCAUUAAAAGUAACAGACUGCUUAUCCUAAAGUCGUGUCUCGUACGCUUGAGGCGUUGGUCAUGUAAGUGGGGACUCUUAUAUGUGUCAUUUUUAAAGCCUUUGAAUACCUUCUGCAUUGAGAGAGAGAAAAAAAAAAAAACCUCAUCGAACCACUCACGACACCUCCUAGAAGAUGAUUGACAAUGUAUAAACUAAUUGUGGGUUUGAUAUUUAUGUAAAUAUCAGUUUACCAUGCUUUAAUUUUGCACAUUCAUAUUGUGAGGAGCCAAAUGGUCCUAAUUAGUCUCGUGAGUUUUCUGUUUGGAAGGAGUCGCAGCAUCUGUUUACAUUUACCUCACCCAAUCUAGAAUGUGUCUAUUUGUGCGUGUGUUCAUCUUAGGUACUGGUUUGCAGGUGUCUACGUAUUUCAGUACAAAAACUAUUAACAUUCAAUAGUGUGCUGUCAGAGUGUGCUUAGCUCAUUGGCUAUACCCACAACGUUAAAUAAUGUCUAAACAUUAAUCAUUAAAACAUUUUUGAUUACCA
This is a messenger RNA of Psammomys obesus (fat sand rat), 2777 nucleotides long. RefSeq names its product ELOVL fatty acid elongase 5 (gene Elovl5). Gene Ontology annotation, cellular component: endoplasmic reticulum; endoplasmic reticulum membrane. Bases 143 to 1042 code for a protein of 299 amino acids. Lineage: Eukaryota; Metazoa; Chordata; Mammalia; Rodentia; Muridae. The transcript is spliced from 8 exons. Gene Ontology annotation, biological process: sphingolipid biosynthetic process; fatty acid elongation, saturated fatty acid; fatty acid elongation, monounsaturated fatty acid. Gene Ontology annotation, molecular function: fatty acid elongase activity. The record is from RefSeq and is a predicted model, not a curated record.